AUGAAGACAAACAUCAUCUCUUGGAACAUUGGGGGACUCCGCGACAGCAGUAAAAGGGACGAGCUCAAGGUUUUAUUGAGAUUAUGGAAGCCAGAUAUUAUUUGUUUACAAGAAACUCAUGUUGAAGGCUGGCAAAGACAUCAAGUGAAGCAGUUCUGGGGAGGAAAUAAUUUCGAUUGGAUUGCCUUAGACUCCAAUGGACUAUCUGGCGGAAUCAUAGUGGUAUGGAAUACUAACAAAGUUGCUGUGACUGAAACUCUCUUAGGGGAUUUUUCUGUAUCAAUAAGGUGUCAUUUUUUGUUUGAAAAUUUUAAUUGGCUACUCACCGCAGUUUAUGGUCCUGUUCUCAACAAUGAGAAAAAUCAAUUUUGGGCGGAAUUAAGAGAUAUACGCACAAUUUGGGAGGAUCCGUGGGUUCUUUGCGGAGACUUCAAUGCAACUAGAUUUUUGUACGAGAGGUCUGGGAGAAACACUAACACUCGGUCCAUGAAAAAAUUCGCGUCAUUAGUUCAGCAUCAACAUUUAAUGGACCUUCCCCUUAUUGGCAGUCACUAUACUUGGAGCAGAAACUCUUCGUGGAGUAAGAUUGAUCGAUUUCUCAUUUCAUCUUCAUGGGAAGACAACUACAGGAGAAUUGAGCAGUCCACCCUGCCAAAGCCUUUUUCGGACCAUCACCCCAUUAUGUUCUCCACACACAAUGAAGGAUGGGGCCCUACUCCUUGCAGAUUUGAGAAAAUGUGGCUCCAAGAUGCGACUAUUUUAGAUCUCAUGCGAAAUUGGUGGAACUCUUUUAGCUUCUCAGGCACACCUGGCUACGUUCUAGCAAAAAAGAUGCAAGCCCUUAAGGAGAAGCUGAAAGUAUGGAAUCGGGAGGUAUUUGGUAAGAUCGAUACUUUAAUUCAAAACAACCUUAUUACUACUCAUCAGAUUGAAUCAAAACUGCUUCAGGAUCCUAAUAAUCUACAGCUUGCUAGCGAGAAGGUAGGUGCUAAAGCUGAAUUUAAAAGAUUAGCUAAGAUGCACAAUGAUUUUUGGAAACAACGAGCUACCAUUAAUUGGGUAGAGGAAUAUGAAAACAACACUAGAUUUUUCCAUAAGUAUGCUUCAUCGAAACAAAGAGCCAAAAGUUUUUCUCAACUGAAUAUUGAUGGCGCAUUAACGCAUGACAAAAACAUCAUCAAGAAGGCUAUAGUAUCAUAUUACCAAGGUUUAUUCAAGGAAGAUAUUUUCUCCAGACCUCAAUUGGACGGCCUUACUUUCCCAACUAUUUCAUCAACCGAUGCACACAUGCUUGAAGCUAGGUUCACACAAGAAGAAGUAGUUAGUGCUUUGAACGAUCUCGCUCAGGAUAAAGCGUCCGGUCCUGAUGGCAUGCCCAUUUUUGUAAUCAGCAAGUCGUGGGACUUCAUGAAAUUUGAUAUCCUUCAAGUGAUGGAAGAACUUUACAGCAACAAAGUGAUUGACUGGAUACUCAAAUCAACUUUCCUUGUGCUUAUUCCCAAAGUGUAG
This is a messenger RNA of Papaver somniferum (opium poppy), 1509 nucleotides long. RefSeq lists its product as uncharacterized. The transcript has a single exon. The record is from RefSeq and is a predicted model, not a curated record. The coding region runs from base 1 to 1509 and encodes 502 amino acids. NCBI's taxonomy places the organism in Eukaryota, Viridiplantae, Streptophyta, Magnoliopsida, Ranunculales, Papaveraceae. Gene Ontology annotation, molecular function: catalytic activity.